AUGUGGGGGAGAGAUAUAGUUCCAGCAGAGAUUGUUAUCAGGGCAUAUCGAGAGGCUGAGGAAUGGGUUGAGGCGCAAGUAAUAGAGAAUGAGAUGAUCAAUGCAGAGAGCGCCAACCUGAAACCGGAAAAAGCCAAGUGGAAGCCACCGGAGAAAGGGUGGAAAAUGUGUAAUGUGGGUUUUGAUUGGAACAAAGAAAAAAGUCUAGCAGGUGGUGGUUGGGUAGUGCGCAACGAGAGAGGAGUUGUCCAAUGUCACAGUAGAAGAGCUUUUAGCAAUAUUCGGUCUGUUGAUGAGGCUAAGUUUGCGGUGAUAUUGUGGACACUUGAAAGCAUGAAGAGUCAUAGGAUGACUAAAAUUAUUGUUGCAGGGGAGUUUGGAGAUUUUUUUGGAGCAGUUGAACGGCCUCAAGCGUGGCCAUCUUUCUGUUUUCAGGCAGGAGAGAUUGAGAUGGGAAGAUCUCUAAUUGUUGACUGUAGGUUUUUGGUGGUUAGAAAAGAAGCUAACAGAGGAGCUAUUUUCAUUGCACAAAGUGUCACGAAACAGAGGUUGGUAAGAUCGUAUGUUCAGUGUGGUCAUCCUUCGUGGCUUUUUGAGUUCUUUGUAAAUGAAAGUCGUGGCCUCUGA
This is a messenger RNA of Raphanus sativus (radish), 627 nucleotides long. RefSeq lists its product as uncharacterized. NCBI's taxonomy places the organism in Eukaryota, Viridiplantae, Streptophyta, Magnoliopsida, Brassicales, Brassicaceae. The record is from RefSeq and is a predicted model, not a curated record. Bases 1 to 627 code for a protein of 208 amino acids. Gene Ontology annotation, molecular function: RNA-DNA hybrid ribonuclease activity; nucleic acid binding. The transcript has 2 exons.